This is a messenger RNA of Paramecium tetraurelia, 876 nucleotides long. RefSeq lists its product as uncharacterized. The record is from RefSeq and is a predicted model, not a curated record. Gene Ontology annotation, molecular function: zinc ion binding; nucleic acid binding. NCBI's taxonomy places the organism in Eukaryota, Ciliophora, Oligohymenophorea, Peniculida, Parameciidae. The transcript is spliced from 6 exons.
AUGGCCGGAGAAAAAUUAUAAAGUUCAGGCAAACGCAAGUGUCAACCUAAAUGCCCUGAACAUCAAUUCAAUCUCCAACCCAAGAGUACCAAAUGUUGGCUCAAAAAUGUUACCAACAUUGAUUUUUGCCCUUUAUACAAUGAUGCUUUAUCUUGUUAUGAAAAUAUUGUCCCUGUUUUCAACUAGGAUGAAUAGCAAUGCUUACCAGGGUUCAUUUUGGAAGUGGAUCGAAAUGACUAUAUAAAGAGCAUGUAGAAAUAUAAGGAGGAUCACUAAAAAAAGGUUUAGGAAUACACAACAAAAAAAACCAAAUUAUAAAUUCCUAAGCCAGGAAGAAAACACAGAUAUUGCGGAGUUUGCCGUAAACCUUAUGAUGAUUAUUUGGAUCAUAUCAAAUCAGCAGAUCACAUCAAUUGUUUUAACAGACAUGAAUUUGUUCAUGUGAUAUUAAAAAUAGUAAGUGAAGAUUAUAAAAGCAAGGAUGAGAACAAAUUUCAAAACGACACCUGUUUUGAUGUAGUUACAUCAGCAAUUCCUAAAAAGAGAGGACCCAAACCAAAGAACCCAGGUCAACAAGCCGAACCAAAAAAAAGAGGGAGGAAACCUGCUGAACCAUCACUAACCAAAAGAAUUAAAACGCAACCUGUUUAAGAAUAAUAGUUCAACCCUUAUAGACCGCAACCACCUCCCUACUUCCCACAACACAUCAUUUUUCCUUAUCCACCUCCUUUGAACCAAAUGAUAGCUCAGAUACCAUUUCAAUAGCUUGUCAAUCUUCCCUUCUAAAUCCAGUUCGGAUAGGACAUCAACAUUGAAAGAAAAAUUGAGGAUAUGAUUUUGGAUGGCUAAAUUGAAGAUGGUCCUCGAUUUGAUUGA